UGAUAUUAUUGACAGUGACAGCCGAUGGAAAAAUUGUCAUUUAAUUUUUAGCGAUUCCUCCAAACCCGGUCCCGAGGAGUGUGUGGGGGUCGGCAUUUUCCAUCAACAGUUUGGCAUUGUUCAGAAAAUAAAAUUGCCUCCAGAGACUUCAGUAUUUACUGGAGAAUGUUUUGGUCUUCUGAAGUCUCUGGAGUACAUUUUAAUGAUGAAGCUUAAAAAGUCAAUAAUUUUAACUGACGCUAAAAGUGCCCUCCAAGCCUUGGAACGUUUUCCUUUUAACAGUAACCGAAAUAAUCAUCCUGUGAUUAUUGCAUGUCGUGAUUUAUUGUAUCAAUGUUGCAUCAAAAAUUACACAGUUUCCUUUGCUUGGAUUCCGGGGCACUCGGGUAUCUUUGGCAAUGCCAAGGCCGAUAGCCUUGCCAAAGCUGCGGUCAAUGAUGGAGAUUUGGUUCCGUACAAAAACUUUUGUUGUGAUUUAGCUCUGCUUCCUAAAUUCCAAUUAUUGAAUUCUUGGACUCACAUUUGGCGUUCUUCAAGACAGACUAAAGGUCGAUAUUACAGCACGAUCCAGGUGGAUAUACCUCCUAAACCGUGGUUUUCAAAUCUGACGUUUGGUAAAGCUAUCACAUCGACCCUUAUUCGCAUGAGGCUGGGCCAUGCAUGCAUUCCCUUGCAUUUGGCAAGGCUUAACCUUUUGCCUAGCGAUAUAUGUGAGUGUGGCAAUGACGUUGGGGAUUUUAAUCAUAUAUUCUUUGCCUGUCCUCGAAAUGACCGUUCCGCUUUUAUUUCCUCACUUUUGUCCAUUAAAAUUCCUUUUCCUACUUCAAUUUCUAUCCUUUUAUCUAAUAUCAAUAUUGAUGUAUAUAGAAUAUUAGCUAGUUUCAUUUUUCAUAAUAAUAUAAAAUUGUAACCAUUUAUGUACUUAGUUUAUAUAAUAUAUAUACCUGAUCCUUUUUCCAAAUUCCGUUCCAAUUUCAAAUCCAAAAAAUAAAUCCAUUAAUUCACUUCCUAACCUUUUUGCGUGGCUGACGCACAAACCGUGCAGGCCAAGAAAUGGGAGAAAAAAAAAAAAAAAAAAAAAAACAAUAAUGUGCGAAUAAAUAUUUUUUAUUCACUAUUAAUGUACUGCGGCUAAUCAGUUAACAUUAAAAUGGAGGAAAAUACUGUUGCAGUUGAAAAAGUUGUGAAACAAAAAAGUUUUCCUAAGAAUAAGUUCCUAUUUAGCAUCACAAUCGUUUCUAUCGCAACUCUAGUCGGCUACGUUCACUACCGUUACGUUUCCCAUCUCUUUGAGAAUGACAGGAACUUUGCAUACCUCUCUGAGCUGGAGAGGGAGAUGUCAUUCCGUACCGAAAUGGGUUUCUAUUACUCUUAUUACAAAACACUGGUUCAUGAGAAGCCAUUUGUAGCUGGGAUAUCUAAAUUGAUGUUCGACAAGAGUGUGGAGCAUCCAAAAGAAGUGAAUGCAUUCAAUCGAUUUAAUAUACAUCCUGAGGUAUUGAUUGCAGCAUUGUACCGAUACUUUGAGGUUUGGCUCAACACAACCGAGCACAGACAAUGCCACAUUAUAGACAGAGGGCACGAUUUGAGUCCGGUUGAGAGCUGCGUCGGCCUGGGUCAGCCAAUCUACUUUUAUCUUGAGGCCAUCUGGUUGUUAGCCGGUUUAAAUGUGACCGCAUUGUUUUUACAUGCUACAGCAUUGAGUAACAGCAUAUUGGGAGGGAUCUUCACUGUGAUGCAAUAUUUUGCGAAUCACAGCGAAUGCACUAGAGUAAUGUGGGCACCAAACGAGAGGGAGAACAUGGCCGGUCCCCUGCUGAUCCUGCAAUGCUGGCUGGUCAGCAUGCAGCUAAGGGAUAGAGAGAGAAAAUCCACGUUUCCACUCCAGAUCUCGAUAUUUCUAUUGAACUGUCUCUGCUUACUAUGCUGGCAGUUCACCCAGUUCAUAUUCCUGACUCAGACCGCCAUAUUCUUCGUAAUGGAACAGAUAAGGGUGAUCGACACGAAGACAUUGUGUGUUCUCCUGCAUUCACACUUCUGCGGGCUCCACACCGCUAUACUGUUACUUCAGGGCAACGACAUGCUAAAAUCGUCCUUAUACGCAUCGUUCUUCGCGGUCGUUUCGGUUUACGCUCUACUCUUCAGCUCGUUUAGGCUUAAGGUCGAGAAUCGCUUGGACGUGUUCGUCGAGGCGUGGCUAGUGCUGUUGAGGUUAUCGAUAGUGACGUGCCUCUCUGUGUACUUGAAGAGCGCGAUCGGGGAUUUCUUCGAGAUGAAAGAGGACGGUCACGUAUGGGAGCUUCUCGCCUCAAAGCUCACCGACUACAAGAGCUUUCACACUAUGAUCUAUACUUGUUCCGAGGUUUUCGAUUUUUUGCCCCUCGGCAGUUUCGUUCGUUCGGUAGGGGGCGCUUUGCUGCCGAGCGCCCUGACCGCGAUCGCUUUGGCCACUAAUUACACGAUAAAAGAAACUCGAUCGAAAAUCGAACGGAAAAUCGAUAAGGAAAUCGAUGUUAAUUCGGACGACGGCAGCGAUAGUGGUAUCGAUAGUUCAGACGUUAAGACAAAGAAGUCGGGCGUUACGAUAAAAGAAGAAGAAAGGGAUAGCGAUAUCGAUGAGAUCAGAGAUGGGUUGGUCCGUUACGUGAAGGGCUUGUCAAUAGAUCCGGCGGUAUGUUACAAUCUGAUGCAGUUGGUCGCUUACGGCCUCAUGGCCGGUCUGGUUAUGAGGCUGAAGCUGCUAUUUGUGCCUCAACUAUGCAUAAUCUCAUCGCUGCUGUUCAACACCGAGUACCACAGAUACACAAAACCAUAUUAUUUGAAAUACGUAAUAAUCAUAUGCAAUAUAUGGUCUUUGGUGAAUACUAUGUAUUUGAAUGUGACGAAGGAAUUGUCGCACAUAGGUGAAUUCAGUGAUCCGCCCUUAGAGGAGUUGCUGAAUUGGAUAAUGAGGGAGACAUCGCCGAGCGCGGCUUUCGCGGGCUCGAUGCCGCUGCUAGCGACUGUGCUGCUGUCCACACGCCGACCUGUAGUCGCGCACCCGCACUACGAACACUACGAGGCCAGAGAACGCGCCUAUUCUGUCUAUAAAAUGUACGGGCGUUUCUCAGCCGAGGAGAUCUAUGAGGAGCUGAAUAAAUUGAAAGUGACGUAUGUCGUUGUGGAAACAAAAUACUGCUACGGAAGGAGCAAAAAGGGUUGUUCGUUCCAAGACAUAUGGGACGUCGAGGUCCCGGCCAGGAAGCGUGACCCGUCCAGCUGCCUCACACUCCUGCUGUCUCCAGCGGAGCACCUGUACCCUGUAUUCAGGAAUCAGCAUUACGCUGUGUUCAACGUCCACGACUAUAGCGUGAGGUGAGCUCACGGGGCUCAAACCGGAGUGUUGAUAACACUGACCCUAGCAAGAGCCGUGCUUCGCAGAAUCUACCACCGGAUCGAAAACGCGACCCACUGAGAAGAUCCGGCGAGAAACUCAGUGGGCUCUGUCUGUGGGUUAGUUCACUCGUCGAGCCCUUCGUCGCAAGCGACGGAUUCGACGAGAACGAGGACCGGUGCUUGAGGUACCUUAAAGCACCGUUAGUGGAUCGGGAGGAUCCGGAAUGACGUGUUUCACAGUCCAGCUGGCGUUUAUUGAUUGUCAAGGUCCAUGGACAUCAUUACGUGAAUUACGCUACCAACCUUGAAACAUGAGGUCUAAGCGUCAAUUGCACGGUACUUACACAAAUUCAAGACUUUUAAUUUAACCCAAAUCUUAGCUUCACGAACUUCCUAAAACAAAAUGUAUGCAAUACCAAUAACUUUAGCUACAAAAUUAUCAUUUCCGUUAAAGCUUUUUUUUAGUGUUUAGAUAGGUGGACGAGCUCACGGGCUACCUGAUGUUAACUGGUUACCGAAGCCCAUAGACAUCUACGACGUAAAUGUCGCCACCCACCUGGACACAUGAGUUGUAAAGUCUCAUUUUUUAACAGAACAACGGCUGCCCCGCCCUUCAAACCGAAACGCAUUACUGCUUCACGGCAGAAAUAGAUAGGUGGUACCUACCCGCGCGGACUCACAAGACAUCCUACCACUAAUAAUUACGCAAAUUAUAAUUUUGCGGGUUUGAUUGUUUUAUUACACGAUGUUAUUCCUUCACCGUGGAAGCCAAUCGUGAACAUUUAUUAAGUACGUAUUUCAUUAGAAAAAUUGGUACCCGCCUGCGGGAUUCGAACACCGGUGAAUCGCUACAUACGAAUGCACCGGACGUCUUAUCCUUUAUGCCUCGACGACUUCAAAGCUUAUUAAAAGUGGUAUAUGUGGAGGUUUCGAGAAGGAUACCCACACACCUAUUCUUCUGGACGGGGGGCCGAACCUUCUACGAGGUCCCCGCGCCUAGGCGACGCACGGUGUAUGUGGGACUGGACGGUCCGCAGACCUUGGGAACGGACCGCGGGCCCAAGGAUGGUUUUUGGGUCCUACUAAACUAAACUACUCAAUUCCCAUAAACCCUACCCAAGGGAUCGUUCAGUAAAACGACCAAUGUAUUUAUUACAAAAUUUAUUACUAAAACACAAGAAAAAAUACAAAACUCAUAAGGUUGUACGAAUGCUACUCCCAAAUUGUGCUUUGGCACUACAAAAAUAAAACUUCUUUUCGUCUUAACAAAUUUGUUCUGCGAAGGCCUGUAAUUAAAAAUACUUUUUUUUUUAAUUACACUCAAACAGCAAAUAUUACACAGCAUAUAAUAACAAAACUAAAAAAAAAAACAUUCUACAUAACGUCUUUAAAUACAUAGGUAUUUGAAAAAAAGCCAUUUAAUAAUAAUUAAUAAUAUGAUAAGUCAAAAUCUGUCACUGUCAAUAUCGCAAUUUUUUUUUUGUUUUAUAGUUAAAACCCACAGAUACCGAAUACCAUUUUUUUUAUUACAAAAAAGUUUUAAUAAGGUAUCAUAUUCAUUAAAGAUGAAGGUGUUUAACCAAUAAAUAAAAAUUACAGCAACGGCAUUCGGGUAAUUAUUUGACGAAAAAAAAAAUGGUUUUAUUUUAUUUUAUUUUGAAAUGAGCACGGUGGUUUAAAUCAGUUCUUAUAGCUAAGAAGUUACACUAUUAUUGCUGAAAAAAAUCUUAGAAAAUAUUUUACAAUACCAAAUUCUAUUAUGUAAGUACAUACAUUGAUAAUAAAAUAUUACGUCAUGCGCCAUUUUGUAUCUAUGUUUGAACAACAUCAAAAACUUUAUAUUGACCUAUGGAGGAUAUCUGUAAGGAUCGCCAUCUUGUAUAGGGGACAACAAGACACUUUGGAAGAGUCACCGAAAUAGCGCUAGUGUAAGAAUUGGAAAUUAUAUGAAUAUAGCAGUUUUGUACAGAGUAAAUUGUCAUUUGUAAAUUGUUUAAUUAAAAAAUAUACAGUGUAUUUAAAAUCUCAUCUAUUUAUUUUUAUUACUAUUUAAGUAUGAAGCGUUUCUUUGUUUGCUAAUUUAAUAUCCUGCUCUGAUAGUUUAAGGCGCUGUUUUUAAAACCCUUCCACAUGCUACUGUGGCGCCACCUGAAUUGGCUCCGUUUCAACGGACACUUUUUAUUACACAAUUUUUUUUAACGAGUUUUAUGACCUGGUAACUAAGACCUUUAGGUCAAUUAAUACACUAAUAUGCCGCUACGUAUUUCUAACCUCCUUAAGUUACUGUAACAAAACUCAAAUAUGUACGUAGAAUAAAAAAAAACACGAAUUCUAUUUAAUAAACGACAAAUCUCGUUAAGAAACUCAUAACGAGCAUCGUUAUAACGGAGAAGGCGGCGCGGUUCGCUAUAUCGGGCACUUGUGGGGUCGCCCGGCUGCACGCGUCCAAGUGUCUGAACAAUUCCAUGUAGUUCCUGGCGGGUUCGUGAGGAGCCUCGCCCGUGGGCUCCGUUAGGCCUAUAGUCGAGUCCUUGAACAACAAAUCGCUGAUCCCGUUGAAAGACGAGAACAAAUCCAAAUUGAUGAGCUGGUUCGCGGCCGCCGUGUUGUAACCGAAGUACGCGUCCAGCGAAUCGAAUAAAACGUUCAAAGCGUUGUUCAGCGGGUCGCCUCU
Messenger RNA from Bombyx mori (domestic silkworm), 6049 nucleotides. Its product is annotated as probable C-mannosyltransferase DPY19L1. The record is from RefSeq and is a predicted model, not a curated record. The transcript has 10 exons. Bases 1151 to 3358 code for a protein of 735 amino acids. NCBI's taxonomy places the organism in Eukaryota, Metazoa, Arthropoda, Insecta, Lepidoptera, Bombycidae. Gene Ontology annotation, molecular function: mannosyltransferase activity. Gene Ontology annotation, cellular component: nuclear inner membrane.